UCCACCACCACCACCACUACCAUCACCACUAUAAUCACCACUACCAUCGCCAUCCCCGUAUUUCCAGCGCCGUCAGGUCCCAGAUCCCAGUGCCCGCCAUGACCUCGCGGACCACUAACGGCAACUAUCGUGCCUACCAAGGUCCCGCACGCCAUCAGGGAGCGGCUCCAAAUUUGUUGCACGUUCCGGAUGCCAGACUGGUGCUGAUUGCUUCCCUAAUCCCGGACAUCUUCACCUCCAAGCGCAUCCUUGACAUUGGCUGCAAUACUGGUGUUGUCUCCACCCAGCUAGCCAUCGAUUUCAAUGCUGCUUCUGUCCAUGGCGUCGACAUCGACUCGUCCUUGAUCGACAAGGCAGAAUAUUACUACCUUCACCGCAGCUCUCGCGUUCUUCCGGCAACUGCUGAGACCGCAAAGGUUCCUGACUAUUUUCCUUUGUCUGCCGUCCUGGACGCUGGUGUUCGAGCCAAACAUGCAAAGGAUGACAACGUCUUCUUCGUCGCCGAAGACUGGGUGACUUCGUCUGAUCAUACUGAGACAGCCGGCCCGUUUGACACCAUACUCGCGCUCAGUCUUGUCAAGUGGCUGCAUCUCAAGCACGGAGAUGACGGUCUGCGCAACUUCUUUGACAAGUGCGCCAGAACCCUGGCUGCCGGUGGCCACCUCGUGAUUGAGCCCCAGCCGUGGGUAUCGUACGAAAAGGCCAUUGCGCAGAUGAAGGCCCCACAGUACCAGGAAAGCUUUAAAAGCUUGAAGCUGCGACCGGAUGACUUUCCCAGGGUGCUGAAAGAAGUUGGAUUCGACCUUGUAGCCAGCUCGACGGCCCUUGCACGAGACAUCUUUGUGUACAAAAAGGCAUGAAGCGGUCUGAAGGUGGGAGCCUGCCUGUAGGUAGCAGCGUACGGCAAUACCAGAUGCCUUCAUACGACACACGCAUAAACGUGGUCACUUGUGCACAGCUUGAAAAGACUUGGCUGAGACAUUCGAUAUAUUCAGUAAGGCUGUAACAUCAAGACGUGUG
Messenger RNA from Pseudovirgaria hyperparasitica, 1020 nucleotides. RefSeq names its product Bin3-domain-containing protein. The transcript has 3 exons. The coding region runs from base 99 to 860 and encodes 253 amino acids. The record is from RefSeq and is a predicted model, not a curated record. Gene Ontology annotation, molecular function: RNA methyltransferase activity; snRNA binding; O-methyltransferase activity. Gene Ontology annotation, biological process: snRNA modification. Lineage: Eukaryota; Fungi; Ascomycota; Dothideomycetes; Acrospermales; Acrospermaceae.